This is a messenger RNA of Hordeum vulgare subsp. vulgare (domesticated barley), 675 nucleotides long. RefSeq lists its product as uncharacterized. The transcript has a single exon. Gene Ontology annotation, molecular function: enzyme inhibitor activity. The coding region runs from base 16 to 675 and encodes 219 amino acids. Lineage: Eukaryota; Viridiplantae; Streptophyta; Magnoliopsida; Poales; Poaceae. The record is from RefSeq and is a predicted model, not a curated record.
AAUAAAAAGAGCCAAAUGGGACACAGGAAGGGAGAGACUGAGAGACAAUACGCUACCACCAUGGCCAUGGGCACAUCCUCUUCGAUGCUCGGCGGCGCUCUCCUUCUCUUCAUCAUCCUCUCCUCGGCCACUGAUGUUCACGGCGGGUCAAGCUCGAGCGUCGCGCCAAGUUCCCCGCUGAACGACCUCUGCUUCGCCCUCGGCGGCUGGUACGUCACUCCGGAUCUCUGCGUGUCCGCGCUCUGCAUCGACCCCUCCUGCCGCUCCGCGCGCGGCUUGCCGGAGCUCGCGGUGCUCGCCACCAAGCUGACGGUGGCCAACGCCACGGCAACCAAGGCCAGCGUCGAGUCCGCGCUCGCCCACGCCAAGGACGCCAAGGCCAGGAAGGUCAUGCGGUCGUGCCUGCAGGUCUACGUCGGCGCCGUCCCGCGGCUCCGGUGGGCGGCGCGGUCGGUCGCUGCGGGGCGAUACGGCGGCGUUCCGGACGUGCUAGAGGCGGCGUAUAGGGGCGUCGUACACGAGUGCACCAGCUUGGCCGCCGACCUGGGCGUGGCGCUUCCAAAGGAGAACAACGAGUUCUUCAUGAUGGCACUCGUAGUGCACGCCGUCGUCGAUAGGGUGCAGCGGCUGACCAAUGGACCAAAUCCAUUCAUUGACCCGCUCUUCCCUUCCUAA